GGUGGGAGAGGGAGGGAGGGCGCCGCCAUUUUGUGUGUGAGGACAGACAGAGAGAGCGAGAAAGGCGACGGGAGCGAUGGUGCCUCUGACCAGCAAACUGCUGGCUCUGUCCGGUCGGAGCAUUCGCCAAAUUGCUGCAAGACAUGCUCAUCACAAAACUGGUCCUGACUUCCAUGACAGAUAUGGAACUGCUAUCCUGGCAGGAGGAACAGUAUUCUGUGCUUCGAUUUGGACUUAUGUUUGUACGCAGACUGGGAUCACAUGGAAUCUUUCGCCAAUUGGCAAAAUCACCCCUGAAGACUGGAAACCAGAAUAACCAAACGGACCAAGUGUUCGCAAUGAAGAGUACAGAUGAGCUAAAAUGGCCUCCAGCCUCAUAACUUAUUCUGCACUAAUUUACCUCUGUAUAUGGUGUUUCAUAUUAAAUCAAUAAAUUAUAAAAACAAAUUGUA
This is a messenger RNA of Amblyraja radiata (thorny skate), 452 nucleotides long. RefSeq names its product cytochrome c oxidase subunit 7B (gene cox7b). NCBI's taxonomy places the organism in Eukaryota, Metazoa, Chordata, Chondrichthyes, Rajiformes, Rajidae. Bases 77 to 316 code for a protein of 79 amino acids. The record is from RefSeq and is a predicted model, not a curated record. Gene Ontology annotation, biological process: mitochondrial electron transport, cytochrome c to oxygen. The transcript has 3 exons.